This is a messenger RNA of Lepisosteus oculatus (spotted gar), 3518 nucleotides long. It is a transcript of the gene gnsa, whose product is annotated as glucosamine (N-acetyl)-6-sulfatase a. Gene Ontology annotation, biological process: glycosaminoglycan metabolic process. NCBI's taxonomy places the organism in Eukaryota, Metazoa, Chordata, Actinopteri, Semionotiformes, Lepisosteidae. Gene Ontology annotation, molecular function: N-acetylglucosamine-6-sulfatase activity; glycosaminoglycan binding. The record is from RefSeq and is a predicted model, not a curated record.
AAAAGAACAAAAAUUACAAUACAAACAAGAGUAAAUAUAACAAUUCAAGACAAAAAUAUCGUCAGGGGUACAUAGUCUGCAAAUACCCCCCUUCCAUUUUAAAAUGCUCAAACAGAGGGUACUUCCCAGACCGCUUCAUAUUAUGUAUAUAAUAACGUGCCAUUAUAAUAGUUACAUGUAUUACAAACGAAAUUUUAAUAUUGUUUUCAGUGGGGCUGAAACUUAACAUAACAUCUUUUUCAUCAAAACAAAUAUCAAUCUUGGUUUCUUUUUUAAUAUAAGUCUGCAACUUAAUCCAGUUUACCCUAGGACAGAACCAAAACAAAUGCUGAAUAGUUUCAGGGCUAUUGUCACACAAAAAAACACAUUUGUCAUCUAUAUUAAUUUUAAAUCACUGGGUAUGUCCAGUCCACUCGGGCCCUGAAUCACAGAGACCAACUAUCGCUUUAAGAGUGAAAACCGAAGCUCUUUUACAAGCAGAGCAAGGGGGGAGGUUAUCAGCUGACUGGCCUGUUCCGUCGCGACACAUGACCAGUGCUGUUUUUGUAGGAUACUGGGACGUUGCUGCCAGCGGAUGAACUCUUUGCUUUGACUGCUGGCGAAGAUUAGAUUUCACGCGUGUUGUACGGCUUCUCCGGCCUCCUGGCGACUGCAUCUGUCUCACCCCGUGGAGGGAGAGAGAAAAAAAAAAUGAUUUCAAUCAGAUUAUGGCUGACGGCUUUAUUGAAUUACUUGCUGGUCAGCGCCGGCUGGUUUCCCACUUACUCGAGAGUGGAGGCGACGUUUCACAGACCCAACAUUGUCCUCAUCCUGGCAGACGAUUUAGAUGUCGCGAUCGGUGGGAUGAUUCCAUUGAAAAAGACUAAGAAGCUCAUUGGUGAAGCUGGAAUUUCCUUUACAAAUGCAUAUGUAGCCAGUCCCCUGUGCUGCCCCAGCAGAGCCAGCAUCCUGACGGGGAAGUAUCCUCACAACCACAUGGUGGUUAACAACACCCUGGAGGGGAACUGCAGCAGCCCAGCCUGGCAGAAGAGGCACGAGCCAAACACCUUCCCAGCACUGCUCAGCCGACACGCCCAGUACCAGACCUUCUUCGCAGGGAAGUAUCUGAACGAGUACGGAAACUCCGAGGCUGGUGGAAUUGAUCAUGUGCCUCCUGGCUGGGAUCAUUGGUUCGGUCUGGAGAAGAACUCCAAGUACUACAAUUACACGCUGUCAGUGAAUGGCAAAGCAAGGAAACAUGGAGAGAACUACAGCAAGGACUACCUAACAGACGUGUUGGCAAACGCGUCGCUGAACUUCCUAGAGUACAAGUCCUCCUCCAGGCCUUUCUUCCUGAUGAUCUCCACGCCCGCACCCCACUCUCCCUGGACAGCCGCCCCGCAGUAUGAGAAAAGCUUUGCAGACGUCAGAGCCCCCCGCGAGGCUAAUUUCGACGUUCACGGGAAGGGGAAACACUGGCUGAUCCGACAAGCCAGGACCCCGAUGUCCAAUUCCUCCGUCCAGUUCCUGGACGACGUCUACAGGAGAAGGUGGCAGACUCUGCUGUCUGUAGAUGACCUUGUUGAAAAGCUGGUGCAGCAUCUGGACACAAGUGGAGAGCUGCAGAACACAUACAUAUUCUUCACCUCUGACAACGGCUAUCACACAGGCCAGUUCUCCCUACCUGUAGACAAGCGACAGCUCUAUGAGUUUGACAUCAAAGUCCCCCUGCUGGUGAGAGGGCCUGGCAUCAAACCCAACCAGACUUGCCAGAUGCUCGUCGCCAAUAUAGAUCUUGGGCCAACGAUCAUGGACAUCGCGGGACACAGCGUGAACCCGACGCAGAUGGAUGGGAUGUCUUUUCUGCCCCUCAUGAGCGGCCAGGGGAAUAACGUCACCUGGAGGACCGACGUCUUGCUGGAGUACAACGGGGAAGGAGGAGACGAUGGUGACCCGUCCUGCCCUGUGCUGGGACCGGGAGUGUCGCAAUGUUUCCCAGACUGCGUCUGUGAAGACGCCUCCAAUAACACGUACACCUGCGUCCGGACCCUGGCGAGGGGAGCGAACCUGCAGUACUGCGAGUUCGAGGACAGCGAGCUCUUUGUGGAGGUUUACAACCUGACGGCCGACCCGUUCCAGCUGAUCAAUAUCGCCAAAACCAUUGACCAGGAGGUGCUGGAGAAGAUGAACCGCAGGACCAUAAUGCUGCAGACCUGCUCCGGGCUCAGCUGCCGAACUCCUGGCGUGUUCGAGCCGAGGUACAGGUCUGAUGCACGGUUCGUGUUGAAUAGCAACCAUCCCAGGGCAAGAGAGCUGCUGAAGUCAUUGAAGUAACGUAGAGACUGGCCUGGAGGACAAACCCCAACCACAUAUCCUAUCUGUCCUCGCAAAGACUUCCUUUUUGGCUGUCUAAUACCGCCUCUGCUGCAGAAGACGGGCACAAAGACGAUGUGAUCAAGUAUGUGCAGGACUGAUAAGCUGCCUCCAGAAAACUCGGGCCUUAACCCGAAAGCUUUUACAAUUCUAAUACGGUUAUAUACAACACUGAAAAAGCACCACCGUUUUAAGUAUAAAAAGAAUAUCUCACCUUCAGCCUUUUGCAGCACUUCUAAAACGUGUGGACUCUUAGCCAGCAUUGACGAAAUAACUGUGCAUAUCUCCUGCACGACCCAGCUGAACGUCAAGCAUAUUAAUCAACCACACACUGACAUUUUUCACAGUACACUUUCACUUAAGAGUUAUUUAUAGAUCGUCUCGACAAAAGGACACACUAGACUGAUAAUGCCUGGACUGGCUCACAGUCUCCGUCUGUGGAUAUGUUUUUGUGAAAUUUGUUGCAGCUCUUUUGAUAACACUAGUCAUUUCCCAACACAGCCUGGUUUUCUUUCCCACUAGUGUCUAGUUGAGUGUUUUCAGGCUGUGAUUUCAGGUUCUGUACGGAAUCUGUGGGUUGAAACUAUUUUUUAAGUGUCCCGGUAGUGGAUGUCCUUGAGUUUGGGGUUGAAACCUGUGAUCUGCCCUUCUAAGGAGAAAAAGUGCCCUUGUUUUCAAAUACUUGCUGCAAAAAGAUGGAUAAAGUUGCAACGCAGGCACUCCUGAACUUGCUCUGUGUGUAUAUACGCAGGAUUCAUACUAUGCAUUGAGACGAGAUCAUUGUCUAUGUCUGGCGGUUGUUGGCCUAUUCCUAUAAUAUAUGAUGCAACAGGCUAUAAGAAACCAGAAAAGGUUUGAUUUUUACCAAGUUUGCAAUUGAAAAAAGCGACACCCCCCUCCAGCGAUACUGCAAUCCGAUCAUAAACAGGAGUGAAAGCUGGUUUCCUCCUUAAAGAGACUGACAUGUGACAUCUCUGCGUUAUCGGAGCAGCAGAAAAAAAUCAUUUUUUUUCUUCUUCUUAAACAUCAUGUGCUUGACAGCAAAUCUCCUAGGACAAGUAAGAUAAGAGGGACAACCUGAUGGCGCAGUGGUGGGCACUGCUGCCUCACAGCACUGAGGCCCUGGGUUCAAUUCCUGGGGUGCUGUCUGUGUGGAGUUUGCAUGU